This is a messenger RNA of Hypanus sabinus (Atlantic stingray), 2498 nucleotides long. RefSeq names its product src-like-adapter. Gene Ontology annotation, molecular function: protein binding. Lineage: Eukaryota; Metazoa; Chordata; Chondrichthyes; Myliobatiformes; Dasyatidae. The record is from RefSeq and is a predicted model, not a curated record. The transcript has 8 exons. The coding region runs from base 298 to 1152 and encodes 284 amino acids.
CUUGAAUUAAAGAAAGGUAAUAGCUUAAUAUCAUAUUUACCAUUGCAAAGUUCAUAGAUACAUAGGUACCAGUAAUAUUGUAGUUAGGUUACUUGCCCUACAAGGAACCUGCUGGAGGAGCUCAGUGGAUCGAGCUGCAUCUGCGAAGGACAGGGAUUGCUCAUCGUCUGGUUGAAACCCUACAACGGGAAUAUUACAUUCCUCCCACAAAUGCUGCUUGGUCUGGUGAAUUCCUGCGGACUCCAGCACCUGUAGUCUCGCAUCGAGUUUUUAUACAUAAAUGCCAAGGAUAACAUCAUGGGCAACGCUCUUAAAUCUGCACCAGUUGAGUCAGCAACUGCUUCAGACUCCAAUACAGCAAACAGCAAUGAUGUGUUGGUUGUAAUUUAUGAUUACCCACCACCAACGAUAAGCCAACCAGUCUUCAAAAUGGGGGAGAAGCUGCGCAUUGUAGCUGAAGAAGGUGAUUGGUGGAGAGCAAGGUCCAUUGCUGAGGGACAUGAGAACUACAUCCCUCGUACCUGUGUAGCUCGAGUUUACCAUGGCUGGCUCUUUGAAGGAAUCGGAAGAGUAAAGGCAGAAGAGUUACUGCAGAUGCCAGGCAACCGAGUGGGUUCCUUCUUGAUAAGGCAAAGUGAAAGCCGAAAAGGUACAUAUUGCCUCUCUGUCAGGCACUACAGUACUCUACAUCAGAAAUAUGUGAAGCAUUACCGGAUCUUCCGUUUACCAAAUAGGUGGUAUUAUAUCCAGGAACGCCUCACCUUUCAGUGUCUAGAAGAUCUGGUAAACCAUUAUUCCGAGGUAGCAGAUGGUUUGUGCUGUUUGCUGACCCACCCUUGUCUCGCACAGCUCAACCCUGAAAGCCCUCCUCAAGAGCCAGUUGUCCUACGUAAUAGUAACUUCAGCUGGAGAAAUGUCAACAGAGCUGAACUGCUGAACGACAAUUUAUCAGCAAAAAAUGAUACAUUCCUCAGUUAUGGGCUGCGACACAGUAUUGCAUCGUACAUGAGCUUAUCACAGUUUGAUGACAACUCAAUUGAUGGUAGCAACAAGAAGAGAUGGCAUCAAUCUAUCAAAGCCAAUGCUCAGGCCCGGCACAGCUGCCUGCUUACUUCACCAAUGGGAGAUAUAUACGAGGAUGACUUUGAAUAAUGUGUGCUCCCUACCCACUUGUGAAUUACUCAUCCUUAAGUGAGCCAUUAAGUGUUGUGCCAGAGACUUUUGCCAUGCAUCAUAAAGCACAGUGUUGUGCACCAGGAGAUGUGACUGCUCUCUAUAUCUUUUCACUAAUCUUUACAACAGCUUAUUUGCAUCUUCAGGUAAUUGUGCACAAGUGUUCACACAAGACCUCUCCUCGUGUAUCCUGAGAUAUCUGCUUUGUAAAUAUGAUUAUUUAAGUUGCAUAACAUAAUAUGUUUUCCAUGUCAAAAUCUUAUUUGAGGAGGGACAUCCUGUUCAAUGGGAAUAAUUCUGUGAAAGUUUUGAGACAGUGCAGAAUCUUGUGCCUCACCUUUAUUCAAUGCUGAAUUUUACAGCUGUCUCAAGGAGUUGUGCAGUAUGUGAUGUUUAUCUGUCCUCUUCUGAAGGGGCUUAUCCAAAAUUUAGACUAGAAAAUCAGCUAUGGUCACAUAUAAACUCUAGUGAAAUCUUUAUAUUCUUCUAACAUUCUAUGGGUGAAAACUUAAAUUAUUUAGAUAUUGGAAAGAAUGUUCUACUGUCAAAUGCUCCACUGCCAAUUAGCUUGAUGACACACAUUCCGAGCAUUGUCAGAGGCCAAGUUGGACAUAAGGGACCUUGUCGAACAAACGAUGCAAAUUUUCACAUUAAUUCUUCGGACCUUUAUCCAUUAAGGCAACUAUAAAAACAGACAAGGACGUAACCGUAUACAUGGGAAACCCCGAGUCCAAAAAAUUAAAACUUCUUUUUAAAAUGUGGUCAAUAAAAAAGUAUUGGACAAUGGAAGCAUUACUUACACAUUGGAGUCUGAUCAUACCAUCCAAACUAGUUUCAGUUUAGAUACUUAAAAGUGAUUGGCUGUCGUUCUUGUGGUAUUCAGUUUUUUCAGCAGCCUACUUCAUCCAAUCAGGCUCUUACUUCACCAUCCAUGAGUCAUGGGCAUACAAGCACAAGGACCCACAUCAAUACUAAUAAAUGUCUACACACACAAAUAGAUUAAGAUACGGCAACAAGUAUACUGAUACACAAUGUUCACAUACUGCAUACAUUGUCCUCAGAUGAACUGUAGUAUCAAUGUGUGUUUCAAUAAUAGAAUUAAUGGGUUGCACUCUGCUUCCAAAAGGAAGUUCCAUGGCCUAAAUUUGUAUCUAGAAAAGGGGGUGAUGUGCUUAUCAGCAAAUGAUUGACAAGGUAACAAAAAGGUCAAUAUUCUUAAUUUAAAUAUAUGUGUUCACAAACAUGUGAAAAAAACUAUAUUGAAUUGUUGUUGUUUAUAUUGCUCAGUUUCUACCAUGUAAUAUUGUAAAAUAAUUAAAAUUCUA